GUAUAAAAGACGGCUGAAAUCCGCUUAACUAUCACAAUCCUUGUGUAGUAUCCAAUCGAGAUAUAGACAUCUACAAAAUGUUCCGCUACGGCCUUUUAUUGCUGAUCGCUUGCAGCAUCGCUGCAGUUGCUGCGGAAGAGUGGAAUGGCGAAGACAGACAACUGGCAUGUGCUGGAACUUUGGUCACCAACGCUGAUGGAACACGAUCAUGUGUCACGCAAAUCGGUGUCUCUAGCACUGGCUACCCCAUCUACAAAGUUACCAACCAGAACACUGGAGUCACCACUUACGUCACACAGACCGGAGUCAGCCCUACUGGCCAGCCCAUCUUCAACACCUCUAACACUUACCCGAUGACCAACUACGUCAACACCUGCACCGGCACACUGGUGACUAAUAGCGACGGCACUCGAUCCUGCGUUACCCAAGUCGGCACAUCCAGCCUCGGCUACCCCAUUAACACCGUGACCAACUUGAACACUGGUGUCACCAGCUACGUCACACAAACCGGCGUGAACGCAUCCGGCCAACCGGCUUACAGCGUGACUCCUACCUAUCCUGCCAGCACCACCACUGCUGCCACUACCUGCGCUGGUACCACGGUGACCAACAGCGAUGGCACUCGAUCCUGCGUGACUCGAGUUGGAACCUCCAACACCGGCUACCCCAUUAACCAAGUGACCAACUUGAACACCGGAGCCACCAAUUACGUGCAACAGACGGGAGUGAGUCCCACCAAUCAACCGACCUACUGCAAACCCGCUACGUACCCCGUCAACACCAACUACGCCUGUACUGGUACCACGGUGACUAAUAGCGACGGCACUCGAUCCUGCGUGACUCAAGUUGGAACAUCCACCUCUGGCUACCCCAUUAACCAAGUUACCAACUUGAACACUGGAGUCACUAAUUACGUGACACAAACCGGUGUCGACAGUGCCGGUCAGCCAACCUACAGCACGACUCCUUAUUUCCCCACUAAUUCUCUUGCUACCACGCUGGCUCCUGCCACUACCACGGCUGCUCCCCUGACUACAGCAGCUGUUCCUGUGACUACGGCUGCUCCCGUACCCAAUCCAUUUGUCUACUAAGUGUAACCGAUUAUCUCGCCAACCUUCAAACUAACAGUUAAUUCGGUUAGAAUGGAGACAUUUUGCGAAAUGGCAUUCUUCUGAGACUUUCGUGCAUCUUAUUGCACACAAAUAUAUUAAUUGCUUGGGGUCA
This is a messenger RNA of Daphnia pulex (common water flea), 1224 nucleotides long. Its product is annotated as nucleoporin NSP1-like. Bases 78 to 1091 code for a protein of 337 amino acids. NCBI's taxonomy places the organism in Eukaryota, Metazoa, Arthropoda, Branchiopoda, Diplostraca, Daphniidae. The transcript is spliced from 6 exons. The record is from RefSeq and is a predicted model, not a curated record.